This is a messenger RNA of Myripristis murdjan (pinecone soldierfish), 6810 nucleotides long. RefSeq names its product myelin transcription factor 1-like, b (gene myt1lb). The coding region runs from base 331 to 4233 and encodes 1300 amino acids. The record is from RefSeq and is a predicted model, not a curated record. Gene Ontology annotation, cellular component: nucleus. Gene Ontology annotation, molecular function: RNA polymerase II cis-regulatory region sequence-specific DNA binding; DNA-binding transcription factor activity, RNA polymerase II-specific; zinc ion binding. Gene Ontology annotation, biological process: regulation of transcription by RNA polymerase II. NCBI's taxonomy places the organism in Eukaryota, Metazoa, Chordata, Actinopteri, Holocentriformes, Holocentridae. The transcript has 22 exons.
UCUUCGCUCUCCCUCCUUCCCUCAUUCCCAGUCGUCUCUCAAGUCGUAAAAAUGAUUUGCAUGCAGGAGGAGAGCAGAACUUUGCAGUGAGCACAGCAAGUGAAUUGGGAAAGAGUAAGGGAGAGAAGUAAAAGGAAGGCUGUGAAAAAGAGGAGAGGAAGCGCAUUGUGGAGAGCAGGAGGAAAAGUUUAAAGAGAAGACCGCAGUUGUGAUUGAAAAUGAGUUUGGAGGAGACGUGGUGAGCCUUUCCUCUCCAGUCGAACGUCAAGUAGGCCGCAGAGGAAGCAGAGGUGUGGACCAAAGAGCUGUCUCAACCCCAAAACAUUUCAGAUGGAGGUGGAUGCGGACGAUAAGCGCCAUCGCACACGCUCCAAAGUGCCUGUGGAUCCAGCGUUAACAGAACUCUUCAGUGUGUACGGCUGCCCUCUGGCCAAGAAGAGGAAAAGUCUAGACAGAGAAACCCUGGAACCUUCCCCCAAGAGGAACACCUACCUAGAUGACAUGGACAACUCCACGAUGGAGGAGUGCUACGAGACAGAUGGGACCGAGGAGAUGGAUGACAGGGAGGAGGAGGAGGAGGAGGAAGGAGCGGUAGAGGAGGAGGAAGAGGGAGAAGUGGAGGAGGAGGAAGAGGAGGGAUAUGUGGACUACAAUGUGGAGCAAAUGGAGCACGAAGAAGGGGAGGUGGAGAGAGCGGAAGGAGAGGGGGAGGAGGAGGAAGAGGAAGAGGAGGUCGAGGUGGAGCAAGAGGAUGAGGAAGAGGGGGAGGAGGAGAGGGUAGAGGAGGGGGAGGAGGAGGAAGAAGAGGAAGAGGAGGUGGAGUAUGAAGAGGGGGAGGAGGAGGAAGGAGAGCACAGUCAAGGGCAAGGUGAGAAUGGUGGCGAGGGCGAUGGUGGUGGCGGCAGCAAUUCCAAAUCUGGCGCGACAGCAGAGAAGGAUGAUAACAACAACGAUGAGUAUGAGAACUACGAUGAACUUGUGGCCAAGUCGCUGCUCAACCUGGGCAAGAUUGCAGAGGACGCCGCCUACCGCGCCAUGACAGAAUCUGAGAUGAACAGCAACUCCUCAAACAGUGCUGAGGAAGAAGAGGAGGAGGAAGAAGAGGAAGAAGAAGAGGAAGAGGAGGAGGAAGAAGAUGAAGAGGAAGAGGAGGAGGAGGAAGAUGAGGAGGAGGAGGAAGAGGAAGAGGGGGAGGGGGAUGAAACACAAAAGGGUGAUCUAAGUUUGGAUGUGGACAGCGAUGUGGUUAGGGAGACAGUGGACUCCCUCAAGCUGUUGGCACAAGGCCAUGGGGCGGUGUUGUCCGACAACUUGGAUGGACAGGACUAUGUGGAUAGUACAGCUGAGAAUGGAGAAGACAAUGACUGUGCCCACAAUGGGGGAAAUACACACAAUGGUGGUAAUGGACAAGUUAAGACCACCAGCAACGGACAACUAGAAGACAGCGAUGAGGAAGUGUGCCUGAGCAGUCUAGAGUGUCUACGGAACCAGUGUUUUGACCUGGCCCGGAAACUAAGUGAAACAAAGUCUGCUGACCGAACUGGGUCUUCCCAGCAAAAUCAUUUUUCAGGUGGGGAUGCCCAUCAAAUGCCCCACAGUCAGGGCUACGAGGAUCUCCACCAGAGCCAGGAGGAGAGGCGGACUCUUGAUAGGAACUAUUCAGACAUGGUCAAUCUUAUGAAGCUGGAAGAGCAACUGAGUCCACGCUCCAAAGCAUUCUCCAGCUGUGCUCAGGAUGACCGAUAUCACAGCAACCACCGGGAUUUCGAUGAGGACACCACCUCGGUGACAUCAGACCGAUCAGAGGAAGUGUUUGACAUGACAAAGGGGAACCUGUCCCUGCUGGAGAAAGCUAUUGCACUAGAGUCGGAACGCGCCAAGGCCAUGCGGGACAAAAUGGCAGCCGAGGCUGCCAGGAGAGAUGGGGUGAGGUACCAUGAAGACCAGGGCCCACGGCAUGGCUAUGGAGUUGAGCGUAAAGCCCGGCUACCCGAUGGUAUGAAGAAGCCCUUCUACCAUAAAGAUUCUUCACGUGCAGACAAGAAAGAAAGUCGGUGUCCAACACCAGGCUGCGACGGAACAGGCCACGUGACGGGCUUGUACCCCCACCAUCGAAGCCUGUCUGGGUGUCCGCACAAAGACAGGGUGCCACCAGAAAUUCUGGCUAUGUAUGAGAAUGUUCUUAAGUGUCCUACGCCUGGCUGCACGGGACGCGGCCACGUCAAUAGCAACAGAAACUCCCACAGGAGUCUGUCAGGAUGUCCCAUUGCUGCAGCCGAAAAGCUGGCCAAAGCCCAGGAGAAGCACCAGAGCUGCGACGGCUCCAAGUCCAACCAGGCGUCAGACCGCGUCUUAAGGCCUAUGUGCUUUGUCAAACAACUGGAGUAUCCACAGUAUGGUUACAAGAACAAUAUUUCCACCAGCACGCCGCGCUCCAACCUGGCCAAGGAGCUGGAGAAGUACUCCAAGACCAGCUUCGACUACAACGCCUUUGACGGUAGUAACAACCACCAAGUGUACGGGAAACGGGCCAUUGCACCCAAAGUCCACGGACAACGGGACACCUCGCCCAAAGGAUAUGAUGCCAAACGUUACUGCAAGAACUCCAGCUCAGCCAGCAGCACCACCAGCACCUACGCUCCCAGCAGUAGCAACAGCAGCCUCAGCUGUGGAGGGGGAGGAGGGGGAGCGGGAGGAGGUGGAGGAGGAGGGGGAGGGGGAGGAGGCGGGGGCAGCAGUGCCAGCAGCACCUGCAGCAAGAGCAGCUUCGACUACACCCACGACAUGGAGGCGGCCCACAUGGCGGCCACAGCCAUCCUCAACCUGUCCACGCGCUGCCGGGAGAUGCCGCAUGGCCUGGGAGGGAAGCCCCAGGACCUCUGCUCACAGAGUCCCAACCUAGACGUUGAUGAGAACGGUACGUUGGACCUGAGUAUGAGCAAGCGUCUGGGCAGUGGCGGUGGUGGUGGAGGGGACUCAGUGCUCACCCCUCUAGAGCCCAUGUCCCCCCAGAGGCAGGCCGCCCUGCUGGGCUCCCACUGCUACGGCAUGGGGGACGCCGCCGACUGCUGGGACCUGCCUGUAGACUACACCAAGAUCAAACGCAUAGACGAGGACGAGAAAGAGCCGGAUGACCUGGAUCCCUUCCAUGACCUGCUGGAGGACCGCUCCUACUCCACUGACGUGAACAUGCCCAGUCCCAAGCCCAAGUACGUCCAAUGCAAGGAGAGCAAGAAAGACCUGAUAACUCUCUCAGGUUGUCCUUUAGCUGAUAAAAGCAUUCGAAGUAUGCUGGCCACCAACGCGCAAGAGCUCAAGUGCCCGACACCGGGGUGCGAUGGUUCGGGGCACAUCACUGGCAACUACGCCUCACAUAGAAGUCUCUCAGGGUGUCCGCGAGCCAGGAAGAGCGGGAUAAAGAUCAUCCACAGUAAAGAGAACAAGGAGGACCAGGAGCCUAUCAGGUGUCCGGUCCCCGGCUGUGACGGACAGGGUCACGUGACGGGGAAGUAUGCGUCUCACAGAAGUGCGUCAGGAUGCCCCAUAGCAGCCAAGAGACAAAAGGACGGCUACCUGAAUGGCAUCCAGUUCACGUGGAAGGCUGGGAAGACAGACGGCAUGUCCUGUCCGACGCCGGGGUGCGACGGCUCGGGUCACGUCAGCGGCAGCUUUUUGACGCAUCGGAGUCUGUCGGGCUGCCCGCGUGCCACCUCUGCCAUGAGGAAAGCCAGGCUGUCCGGAGUGGAGAUGCUAACAAUAAAACAGCAACGUGCCAGCAACGGACUAGAGCAUGAAGAGGAGAUCAAACAGCUGGAUGAAGAAAUCAAAGAUUUAAGUGAAUCAAAUUCACAAGUGGAAGCAGACAUGAUCAAACUUAGAACACAGAUUACGACAAUGGAGUCCAACCUGAAGUCCAUAGAGGAGGAAAACAAGGUGAUUGAACAGCAAAAUGAAUCUCUCCUGCAUGAGCUGGCCAACCUCAGCCAGUCACUGAUUAACAGUUUAGCUAAUGUCCAGCUCCCUCAUAUGAAACCACUGGUACACAAAGAGGCUCCCAUUAGAAAUAACAGCUGCUUGCAGCUGCACCAGCGAGAGCCAAUAAGCGAGCAGAACUUUGACGCGUACGUCACCACUCUAACGGAUAUGUACACGAACCAAGACCAGUACCAGAGCCCAGAGAACAAAGCCCUGUUGGAAAAUAUCAAGCAAGCUGUUCAAGGAAUCCAAGUGUAGCCAUUCAGCAACCAAGAGAGGGUUUUUUUUUUGUUUGUUUGUUUUUUUGUUUUUUUUCUCCAACAGGUGUGGCUGGUAUAUCAAAAUCCACAGACAAAAAGGCAGUGAUGGCUUUAUCUCCUCGGUUCGGUGCAGUAACUUAUCAUAUAGUGUUAUAUAUCUUCAAUUUUGUUCUUUCAAAAAAAGAGGUGUUAUGCUUAGAAAGACCUCAUGAUAAUUUUUUUUUGUUUCCCUUUUGGGUCUUGCUUUGAGGAAGAAAAAAAGCAGCAAAAUAGUUUUUGAGGACAUUCACAUUUUGUACGUUUUCAUAUGAGCUGACAUAGUGUCAUGUAAUGUUUCUAGCUGCUCAUGUAUGCACAUUUUUAGUGUAUAUUUCUGAACAGUAAGCUAAUGAUUAUAGGACGUGAGUUCUUUUUAUUGCUUGACGACAAAGCAUUUUAGAUGAAAAAGCUGAACUGGACAGUGGAAAAAAAAAACAAAUUUAAAAACUACAAGCAAGGAGGAAGCUACUUAUUUUUUUCUCCUCAAUGGAUGAUUUUGGACUUGACGAUUUUAGAUGUUUUUUUUUCUUCUUCUUCUUCUUCUUGCGUGUAGAUUGUUCAAUAGCGGGAACUGGUUUGCGAAUUGCUUUAUUUUCUGACAAUGCUUGAGAAAUGUCUGUCUUUUGUUCCGAGGAAAAAAAAAAGAGAUUUGUAGCUGUAGGUGGGGGCAUUUUUUAAUUGGUGCUGUAAAUGAAUCUGGAGAGGAAACUGACCUGAUGUAUGUAUGAAUGUAUGUAUGAACAGUUUUAUUGUAAACAUCAUUACACGGAAACCCGAUGGUGUAAAUCCCAUUAUCUAGGACAGACAGCUCAUUCCUAGAGAGACACAUCUGUGUGGUGCAUGCAUGUUCACCAUGCUCAUCUUUACGUAACCUAAAAUAGAAAUGAUAACCUAUAGAGACGACAUUCUAGCCUUUCUAGUAUCAAUUCUGUUCAAUUUCGAGACUUGCUAGAAUCAAGAAAUGUCUCAGCAAUAUACUAACGAAAUCAUUUGUUUAUAGUAGAUAUGGGAUGCAAUCUGCAAAGGGAAAAAAAGGUUGGGUAUAUGCAAUUUCUUGUUUAUAAGCAUAGCGGGGUAACGUGAAUCUUUUUAAUAUAGCCUAUGUAAAAUAUUGAUUUUUAUACAAAUCUUUUAAUACAAAAAGACUUUUUAAAAAAAAGAGGAGGAAACUUGGACAUUGAGUUUUAGAAGCGAAAGUAUAUGAGUUCCACUUUCUUUCUGUACAAUUUUGCACAGGGACACCUUCGUUUCCAUGUUUUGAUGUUCUUACAGAAACUAAAAGCAGUACCUGAGAGCCUAAAAGGUGGGUCGCAGAGGGUUUUGUAAAGAGUAUUUAUAGAGUAUGACAGCGGGACUUACAGGGUCACUGUCCCCACUUAUGUGCCAGUAGACUAUUUGCACUUGUCCUUGAAGAUAUUAUCCUUACGUGCGGCGGCGUGCAAUUUUCCAGGUGACCUCUUUGGCACACGAUUGGAGCAACUAACUGCUAGUAGCCACUGUAGGUGUGGACUUAGAGCCACUGAAUGAGGAAGAACAGGGACUUGAAAUCAGAGAGGAGGAUGAUUAUAACCAUAGCAGUUAUACUGUAGGCUAUUAUCAACUGUAAAAACAAUGAUGUUCUUUCAUUUUUGCUAUGUUUUAGGAAGAUGAAGUUAUCCCCCAGCAGCACUUUAUAUCUAAUCAUUGUACAAAGGAUUAAAUAGUCAAUCAAUUCAAGGAUUUAAAAAAGCAGAAGAAAAUGAAGCCUUGUUUUCCUGCGGCAGGUAAAACAAGGCCUCGAGGGGGUGAUACAUCCAGCGUCACGCCCGUACGCCUGACUGUACGCACCCCUCCAUUCUGUUGUGCUAGUUGUUAGCGAUCAUGUUCAGAAUUUGCCUUUUUGAGAGCUAAUGCAAAAGGUGCUUGUUGUUCACCUGAUCGAAUCUCAUCUAUUGUACUUUACUGUCCUCUUUCAGGACUCUACUAUCCAUCAACCAUGACUGCAUACGCCUUUUUCCACAGCAUCGUGUCUGCAGCUUUUUGCCAAUAUAGUAAUGCUUCAGUAGAGUAAUAGCUAGUACCAGUUUUUGAAUUAAUUCUCAUUAUCAGUAAAAAUGGAAAAGGGAAUUUAAAGCACAAACCGGCUGCUCAUCUGAUGUUGGUACAUAAAUAACAAAUUUGAAAAAAGAGUUAUCUCUGACUAUCUAUAGGGAACACAAAAAGGUUGUCACAUAUUUAGAAUGCUGACUUUUCAUAUAAAUUAUUGUGAAUUCAUCAGAGUUUAUUAUUUUAUUUGAACUGAUUCAUUUUGAGAUUGAUUUCAGUGAUCAUUAACAAAGACAGGAUUUUGUAUAAACUAUUGUGCUCUCUGUGGAACUGAAGUUUGAUUUAUUUUUGUACUACACAGCAUGGAUUUGUUGACAUUUUAAUUUUGCUAUAAAUGUGUGAGAUCACAAGUUGCUGUGAUAUUUCAUUUAUAAAUUGUGAACUUUGUACAAUUUUUGUCAUGCUGGAUGUUGACACAUCUUAAUCUGAAUAAAGAAAAAAAAUGUGUUGC